CCUAACUAAUUUUCAGAAGAUUUAUUAAAGUACUGUUUUCACAAAUAAUCACCGCCAUAUAAGUCUAGGUGAAACUUGAUGGAUAAAUAUAUGCGAGUCAUAUCCCCGUCCGCAACCCCCACCCCGGCGCUGUUGACUGGGUCAACGCUGUCAACGUGGAUCUCUUUCUAUUCUUAGUCCAUCCUCCGUUCACCACCCCUUCCGUCCCUCCUCCCAUCAACAUAGAACAGAACAACAAAGAAAACGAGAAGGAAAGGAAAGAUAAAACCAGCGGCUCCUAAUCUCCACUCCCACCCAUGGCCGCUGCCCUUUCCCUCCUCCCCUUCCUCCUUCUCUUCCUCGUCCCACUGGCAUCCUCCGACUCUCCACCGGCGGUGGUCACAUAUUCCGAGGUCAAUGCCCUCCUCCUCCUCAAGCAAUCCUUCACCAACGCCACCGCCCUCUCCUCCUGGGACUCCGGCAAUUCCUCCCACCCCUGCAAGUCCGACCCCGGGUGGGCCGGUGUCAUCUGCUCCCCCGAAGGCACCAUCACCAACCUCAACCUUGCUCGCAUGGGCCUCUCGGGCCGCGUCAACGCCGACGCCCUCUUAAGCUUGAAAGACCUCCGCUCUCUAAGUUUCGAUGAAAACUCCUUGUCCGGCACCCUCCCUCCUCUCCGUCAGCUCCCCGCCUUGAGAGCCGCCUUCCUCUCCCGCAACCAAUUCUCCGGCUCCCUCCCUGACGACUUCUUUAAAGACAUGACUCGCCUGAAGCGGCUUUGGCUCCAUGGCAAUGCCCUCGCCGGUCCCAUCCCUACCUCCCUUUCACAGGCCACCAACCUCCAGGAGCUGCGCCUCGAGAACAACCGCUUCACCGGCUCGCUUCCGGCGCUCGCCUUGCCGUCUCUCUCCUCCUUCAACGUCUCGAACAACGACCUCGAGGGGGAGAUCCCGACGACCUUCUCCAAGUUCAAUUCCAGCUCGUUUGAAGGCAAUUCGAGAUUGUGCGGCGAGAACAAGCCAUGCGCUGCGCCGCCGGCGACGUUGGCAUCAAGAAGCUCGGCUGGGAAGGUGGCGGCGGCGUGCAUUGCGCUGAUCCUCGUUGCAUAUGCGGUGGUGAUCGGCACGUCGGCGUUGAAGAAGAACCCGGUGGGAGACUCGGACACCCUCGGGAUCGAGCACAGCAAGGUCGAGGCAGGGGACGGCGGCGGCGGCUCGCCUCGGAAGGACUACGCGAGGGUGAUGAGCCAUCAACGGCGAGAGCCGGCGCACAAACGGAGCGAGUCGGGCGGUGGACACAGGAGGACGGGGUCGUCGGCCAAUCCGGGCGUCAACGGAGGGGAUGCGGGAGGGGGAGGCGGGGCGGGGGACCUCGUGGUGGUGAACGACGGGAGGGGGGUGUUCGGGCUGUCGGAUUUGAUGAAGGCGGCGGCAGAGGUGCUCGGAAGCGGCGGCUUAGGGUCAUGUUACAAGGCGGUGAUGGGGAACGGGGUGGCGGUGGUGGUGAAGCGGGUGCGUGACAUGAACCGGGUGGGGAAGGAGACGUUCGACGUCGAGAUGCGGCAGCUGGGGAGGCUGCAGCACCCCAACGUGCUGCCGCCGCUGGCCUACCACUUCCGCAAGGAUGAGAAGCUUCUGGUCUCCGAGUUUGUUACCAAGGGGAGCUUGCUCUAUCUGCUCCAUGGUGAUCGCGGCGCCGACCACGCGGCUUUGGACUGGGGGACCAGGCUGGGGAUCGCCAAGGGGAUCGCCCGGGGCCUGGCUUACCUCCACGAGGAGCUCAAGUCUGUGGACAUCCCCCACGGCAACCUCAAGUCGGCGAACGUCCUCCUCACUGCCGACUUCAACCCUGUGCUCGUCGACUACGGCUUCGUCCCCCUCGUGAACCCCUCCACCGCCUCCGCCACCCUCUUCGCGUACAAGUCUCCGGAGUCCCUCCACCACCGCCACGUCUCCCCCAAGUCCGACGUCUACUGCCUCGGCGUCAUCCUCCUCGAGCUCCUCACCGGCAAGUUCCCCUCGCAGUACCUCACCAACGCCAAAGGGGGGACCGACGUCGUGCUCUGGGCCACGUCGGCGAUCUCCGAGGGCCGGGAGGCUGAGCUGUUGGACCCGGCCAUCGUGGCGGGGGCGAAGAAGUCGGUGCCGGAGAUGAAGCGGCUGCUCCGGGUCGGGGUGGAAUGCGUGGAACCGGAGCUGGACCGGCGGCCGGAGGUGGCGGAGGCGGCGGCGAAGAUCGAGGAGGUGGUGACCGCGCACGCCGCCGCGGAGUCGGAGAGGGCGCCACCGCCGUCGCACACGGCGUACGUGAGGGAUGGAGUCGGGGAGCGGUCGGCCCGCCGGGUCGGGGGCGUAGGGGAGAGGUCGGCGAGGCGGAACGACGACAGCGUCUCGUUCGCCAUCUCGUGACGACGCGAUUUGCCAGGGGACGUUUACCAUUAGGAGACGAUGGUUGGUGAAAUACCAAGG
Messenger RNA from Elaeis guineensis (African oil palm), 2447 nucleotides. RefSeq names its product pollen receptor-like kinase 3. Gene Ontology annotation, molecular function: protein kinase activity; protein binding; ATP binding. NCBI's taxonomy places the organism in Eukaryota, Viridiplantae, Streptophyta, Magnoliopsida, Arecales, Arecaceae. Gene Ontology annotation, biological process: protein phosphorylation. The record is from RefSeq and is a predicted model, not a curated record.